GGUGGUGGCCAGAGGAAAGCAGAGUAAAGAAUCUGAGGAGAAGGCUGGAGGCAGCCAGAGAGAGGAGGUGGGGCCAGGAGGAGCAGCAGGCUUGCAAAGGACAGAUAAUUGUCCGCCCAGCACAGUAGGGGUCAAUUUAGUCUACUUACCCAGUGGCAAGAAGGGGAAAAAAAAAAGUGGGCUGUAACUUAAAGAUCUUAAGAGUCGCUAGAGAGGGAGGGGUUUUGGCCUGGAGGUGGGAGGAGGGAGUGUGGAGUUUAGGAGGAGACUCAGGAGGGUGCAAGGAAGUGUCUUGGCUGAGCUGGGGGUAGGACAGGGAAGGUAGAGUGAAGCUGCUGGAGAAAGAGCACAUCCUGCUGGCCCGGGCUCCCAGAGGGGCCUGGUCUGCAUGCCAGGACGGGCUCUAAGCACAGGCAGACCUCUGACUCUGAGGUUCAAGCCAAACCUUGCGGGUGCUUGCCGAGUUGGUGACACAGCUCCGGAUCUGGUGUCCCUGGGACUCCCUGCCUACCUUCACUCCAGUCACCGCUAUGGAAGAUGACAAUUACAACUACUACGACAACCAGUCUGAGUGUGACUAUGAAGACUGGACUUCGUCUGGGGCUCUCAUCCCCGCCAUCUACAUGCUGGUCUUCCUUCUAGGCACCACAGGCAAUGGCUUGGUGCUCUGGACCGUGUUUCGGAGCAGCCGGGAGAAGAGACGCUCAGCUGACAUCUUCAUUGCCAGCCUGGCAGUGGCUGACCUGACUUUUGUGGUGACUUUGCCGCUGUGGGCCACUUAUACCUACCGGGAAUUUGACUGGCCCUUUGGAACCUUCUCCUGCAAGCUCAGCAGCUACCUCAUCUUUGUCAACAUGUAUGCCAGCGUCUUCUGCCUCACUGGCCUCAGCUUUGACCGGUACCUGGCCAUUGUCAGGCCAGUGGCUAAUGCUCGACUCAGGCUGCGGGUCAGCGGAGCUGUAGCCACAGCGGUCUUGUGGGUGCUGGCUGCCCUCCUUGCCGUGCCUGUCAUGGUGUUCCGGUCCACCGGUAACUCAGAAAACAGCACCAAGGUCCAGUGCUAUAUGGACUACUCCAUGGUGGCCACCUCGAACUCAGAGUGGGCCUGGGAGGUGGGCCUUGGGGUGUCCUCUACUGCCGUAGGCUUUGUGGUGCCCUUCACAGUCAUGCUGACAUGCUACUUCUUCAUUGCCCAAACCAUCGCUAGCCACUUCCGAAAGGAGCGCAUUGAGGGCCUGCGGAAGAGGCGCCGGCUGCUCAGCAUCAUCGUGGUGCUUGUGGUGACCUUUGCCCUGUGCUGGAUGCCUUACCACCUGGUGAAGACGCUCUACAUGCUGGGCAACUUGCUGCACUGGCCCUGUGACUUCGACAGCUUCCUCAUGAACGUCUUCCCCUACUGCACCUGCAUCAGCUACGUCAACAGCUGCCUCAACCCCUUCCUCUACGCCUUCUUUGACCCUCGCUUUCGCCGAGCUUGUACCUCCAUGCUCUGCUGUGAUCAGAGCAGGUGCAAGGGCAGCCCGCACAGCAGCAGCGGGGAGAAGUCGGCCAGUUACUCUUCUGGGCACAGCCAGGGUCCCGGCCCCAACAUGGGGAAGGGAGGAGAGCAGAUGCAUGAGAAAUCUAUUCCUUAUAGCCAGGAGACCCUUGUGGACUAGAGCUGGCCCCAGAAAGAGGCCU
This is a messenger RNA of Acomys russatus (golden spiny mouse), 1680 nucleotides long. It is a transcript of the gene Aplnr, whose product is annotated as apelin receptor. The coding region runs from base 531 to 1658 and encodes 375 amino acids. The record is from RefSeq and is a predicted model, not a curated record. Gene Ontology annotation, cellular component: membrane. NCBI's taxonomy places the organism in Eukaryota, Metazoa, Chordata, Mammalia, Rodentia, Muridae. Gene Ontology annotation, biological process: G protein-coupled receptor signaling pathway; immune response. Gene Ontology annotation, molecular function: G protein-coupled receptor activity. The transcript has a single exon.